Molecule: messenger RNA, 10329 nt
Organism: Xyrichtys novacula (pearly razorfish)
Lineage: Eukaryota; Metazoa; Chordata; Actinopteri; Labriformes; Labridae
Source: the annotation of a GenBank genome assembly
AUGAGUGUGUGUGCCUGUGAAACUCCAUACCUGGCGGAGGAGACUGCUGGAGACUCUGUUGUUCUUGGCUGCUGUGCUGCUGCCGACGAGUGGUGACUGCCCCAAAUCAUGCGCCUGCUACGUUCCUACUGAAGUGCACUGCACCUUCAGAUACCUGACCGCAAUACCUGACCACAUCCAGCCAGCUGUGGAAAGAAUUAACCUGGGGUGAGCUUGGGUUUUCUUCUCAGCUUUGAGCAGAAUUGAGAAUGAGUAUUGCAGAAAAUCCCAUGGGAACAGUUAUUGAUUGACUGUUAAAGCCACAGGCUGUGUAAGCAGCAGCUACAUUACAAAGAGGCUUAUGUUGGCUACUGCUUCUUAGAGUUUAAACUAACAUACCGAGCUAUCAACGAACAAUGAUGGUUAAAAAAAGGACAAAAAAUUACAAGAGAAAAAAAAAAAACUUCAAGAGGAUUAAAAUAAGUUUCACUGGCAAUGACAGUCACUAGCAAACUUUAAGCUAGCUUGGUCUUAAGCUAGGUAAAGUUAGCAAGCUAAUGGGUUUUAUGAAUACCUUGAAUUGGUUUAGGGUUAGGGUAACAAAACUUCAACUGGAAUUUCAAAGGACAAACAACAAGCUUCACUGACCAUUCAAACCUGAUAUUAGCUAUAACAUCAGCUAGGAAUUUAAAAGGUCCACAUCUAAAAGAUCGUGCAGGAUUUGCUGUAUUGACAAUGGAGAAAUUACAGUAAGGUCCGGCUGCUAAUGUACCCUGUAGCAUUGCCUUAAGAUUCACAUAACCCUUUAAAAAAUGCAGCUUUUGAGCUGAAACUUGUUAAAAUGUCUUUUGCAAGUCUAAAAAUGUCUGACAAAGAGAACCAGAUGUUAACAAUUAUGUCUCUUUCUUUACUGAAACAAACGAGGAGCAAAUUUUGGAGUCACCAUGCCUGCAGGAAAUGUGGGUUUGUGCAAGAAUCCUUUUUUAACCUCUCAAACGAGGAAAAUGGCUGAUGUUUUUACUCUUUUAUUCGACACAGCUUUUAGGAGGUCAGAACAUUCAACAGUGGUAUCUCCAUACUUAUUAAAUAAACUUUCUUUAUUGCAUUAAAAAUGUCAGUUAUGUUUCCUGUCCUAAAAUUUGUGAAAUAUAUAUCACUCGACAUGCUUCAUCACAGCCACAGCCUGAAGUCUCUUCAUUCCUCUGCUUCCAGGUACAACAGUAUAACUAUACUGAGGGAAAAUGAUCUCUUGGGACUUGAAAACUUGGAGUUGUUGAUGCUACACAGUAACACUAUCCACAGUAUUGAAGAUAGAGCCUUCCAAGACCUCAAGUCCUUACAGGUAAAGAAAUGUGUUUCUCAGUCCUGAAAUUCUCACAAACCAAAAGAUUUCACACAGGAGCUUUUAAAAGAUACUUGCAAUGUCUUGAAUUUCCUCUCACAGGUCCUGAAGAUGUCCUUCAACAAAGUCAGGGAAAUCAGCAAAGAGACUUUCAAAGGCCUGGAUAAUAUACUGAGACUCCACAUUGACCACAACAAUAUUGAGUUCAUAAACCCAGAGGCUUUCUACGGCCUUACCAAGCUACAGUUGGUCCAUCUGGAGGGUAACCACCUCCAGCAGCUCCACCCAGACACAUUCAUCACACUGAGACACAGUGGGGUGUUCAAGGUGUCCUCAGUGAGAAAUAUCCACCUGUCAGACAACCUCCUCACCACUCUGCCCGCAGAUAUUUUCUCAGGCUGCAGCCAGCUAGAGAACCUCUUCCUCCACGGAAACCCGUGGAUGUGUGAUUGCCACAUGAAGUGGUUCUCAAAGUGGUCACAGAAGAACACAGGUGAGGAGUGUGUCUCUGAAAGCAUUUAGAGAGGUGUGAUGUUGUAAAAGGUUUACAAGAGAAGAGCAUCCCUUCUUUCUGAAUGAAGGAAUUUACCUAAACCGAACCUUUGUCAACAUGCAUGUGCUUGCAGCUACACAUCUGGUAAGGUUGCUAUUGUAUUUGUACUUCAAAGGUUGUUCUACGCAGACUUUUGAGGUGAUAUUUUUGUUCCCCUGCCAACUAAUAGCAUAUGUGAUUCAAUCUAAAGCAAAAAAGAUGUAUGAAAGGGAAAAUAUUUAAGUCAGGAGCACAACUGUGGGCAAUAUAAUAUCCUUCUCUUAUUGUGAGAGCUAUACCGAACACAGAUGAACAGAUGUUAUGACGUUUAUUCAUGACUUGUUAAUGUAAAACACAACUUGCAGAUUAUCAUUCUGGAUAGUGAUGGUCAACUUUUUCCAGCAACAGGUUUUACAGAUCAGUUUGAUCUGCUUGAGGAAACUACAAAUGUCUUUUUCUAGCAUGGCAACAACUACAAUCUAAACAGCUCGAUUCAAUUGUUCCCAGGUGUGCUGAAAUGCAAGAGAGACCGGAGAUAUCCAAGAGGCCAGCUGUGUCCCGUUUGUGAAAAUCCUGCCCCGUACCUCAACAAACCUCUCUCCCUUCUCUCAAGUGAUGACUUUGUAUGUGCCAAACCUUGGAUCCAACCUCAUUUAAAGCAGAAAAACAUCAGCCUGGACGAGGGGGACUUUACUCCAGUUUCCCCAAAGGACUUCAUUGCCCCUCUAGGCUCCAUACAAAUGAACCUGACAGACCAGUUUCACAGUGAUGCCAGUCUGUCCUGCACUGUCCAGAGGCCCUCAGAGUUUGAAGAUCUGACCCAAACGUUGGAGCAAGAGGAGGGAUACAAUGUCACAGCUCUUACUACUGGCAUCACAACAUACUUGGUGUGUAACGUUGACCACGAACACAUACAGCAGUUAUGGCAGAUACUGGCCAGCUACAGUGACUCUCCAAUGAGACUGGAGAGAGGCGUGAUGCUCGCAAGAAGCCCUGAAAUGAUUUACAGGUAUAGUCAAACGAAAACAGAAGAAGAAGGGGAAGAAAUCCACACAAACAUUGAGGCUGACAUUAAAGCCUCACCUGCGUGGUUGAUGCAGGGGGAGGUUAGCUUCCAGCUUGACCGGACAGCGACCACUUUUUCUACUUUGCAUAUAAAGUUCCAGUCUGUUGUCAACCUGCGUGUGGAAAACAGAUCACCCAGGAGGGACCGCUAUUCUUGGACGAUGAUAAAGAGAGAUAAUCAAACCAAGACUGAGCAUACUGUACUUACAGGUGGGAAUUAUCACUUAACCUUUAAUACAUAGUUGUGGGUGAUAUGAAAUAAACUUGUAUUUAAAUAUGAUAAAUCCUAGCUGAUGUUUAAAAGUUGUGCUACAGCAUGGAGCAUUUUAAAAUUGUUCUCAAGACAACAAAAUAUGAAAGAAAUACUCAAUUCAGUAAAAUAUUGAUUUUAUCUUUAACAUAGGUGGUGUGACGCAAUUAGACUGCCAAAUCCGUGGAGAACCAAAGCCCAUGCUGGAGUGGAUUUUACCUGAUGGAAGUAAAGUAAGAGCUCCUUUCUCCAGUGAGGACAGCAGGAUCAUUAUCAAUGCCGAAGGAAAGCUCACUCUCAGGGGCGCAGAUGCCUCAGACACAGGCCUCUACAGGUGCAUUGCCACAAACUACUUGGAUGCAGACAUCCUAAUCUUUAGAGUGACAGUUCUGUCCCCGGAUGUGGAAGAGUUCGAGGUCAACGGUGUUCAACUCUCACAGCCACUGGGGGGUAAUCUGGCUUUGGAUUGUAGCUCUUCAGGAAGUCCCAAGGCCUCUGUACAGUGGAUUCUCCCUGACCACUUGGUACUGGACAAAUCUCAAGGGAAUAGGAAAGUAUUUGAGAAUGGGACCUUGCUGGUUCAGGAUCUCACAGAGAGAGAUAGAGGAUUUUAUAGGUGUUUGGUUGCUAAUGACCUGGGAGUUGAUCUUCUUGUGUCUCAGGUGACAGUGACUGGAGAAAGUCCUGGGACAGUGUUGGACGAAGGGGGUUCAGGAAUGGAAAUAGAGGAUAAUGUUGACCCUAGCUUGGCUGAAAACACAAAUACUCCAUCAGAGAUCCCCUCUUCCAGUCCAUAUGACAGAACUAGUCAGGAAUCCAGAACUAUUACCUCAGAUAAACCUUAUCCUCGACCUAGAUCACGCGGUAGAGGUGGUGGAGGUAGACUUGGACAGAGGAGAUCUGGGCACUCCAGCAGUCGCCGUAUCUGGAGUAACAGGGUCUUUGAUAAACCCUCUAGGAAAGUGGACCCAAAGAAAUUUGCUGAAUUUAUGAAAAAGGCCCAAGAUGGAUCAAGAAUAAAGACAGAUAGUGAAGCAGACGAAAACAGCGAUCUUUCUGGUGAUGGGGAAAUUGGCUCUGGUGAGGAAGAUCAGCUCAUCUCCAUGUCAAGGACACUUACACCAACUACAGAGAACGUACAGAGAAGCAGACUAUUUGAAGCAGCAGAAAAUAUGGAUAAGCUAACAACAGAGUCAUAUAUGCAAUCAGAUUCUACAUCAGUCAUGCCAACAUUUACACGCGACUCUACAGAAAGAAGUGAAAGUCAAAGUGAUACAGUUUCACCACAAUUUUCACACAACAAAGGACUUCCUAGUGAUGAUGAGAACACAGAGUUGUAUACCUUGGAAAGAACCACCAAGCCAGGCCCAGUCACUCUUCAACUCACUGUGACAGACUCAUUACAAGAAACUCAGCUUCAGUUCUCCGGAGAACAACCUGUAGAGCCAGAGACCUCCACCAGUGCUGCACUCUUACUCACAACAGACCCUCAUGUCACUCCGAUGAAGGAUGGCCCAGGCCCUGUGGAGCUAAUCAUUCACACAUCCACAGACCCAGAAAGUCAGACUACAUUCACAGCUGUCACCACCACAGAGAGACAAGAAGAUGAAAUAACCCUCCACACAACCCAAACCAUAAAGUCUCCGCGGUUGUCUGCAGGAUCCACAAUCAUCUCAAGGCAGCAGAUCCAUAUCAUCCCAAACAAGAACAGCAGAGCAGGGGGCCGCAGGAGAACCUUCCCAGGGCGUAGGAGGAUCAUUAAGCCCAACAGAAUCACUGACAUUCAAUCCUUCAUCAAUAAACUAAAACAGCCCUCAGUGAAGAAGGAGGGAAAUGCAACAGUGCCUUAUAAAAUUGAACUUUCCACAGGUAAGCAGAUUUGUUUUGUGAGAGAAAUGUUGGGUAUCAGCUCCAUUUUUUGGUGAUUUGCUUGUUUUGCUAAUAUUUAGUGUAUCUUUGUCUUCUUCUUUACCCUCAGACUGUGGGGACUGUGAUGAAGACAAGAAAAAUACUAAUCUACAGGUGGUCAAACCAACAAGGGCUUCCAGUUUAUACAUAACAGAGAGGCCUGCUUUUACACCAAAACCUGUCAUUUCUACUGUAAACUCUUACGCAACCUCAAAAUCCCCCUCAGCACAUACUCAGUCAAAGAUAGAAGCUUCUAGUGGCUACUUUACCUCCGCAGAUUCCCCUGAAUUUUACACAACAGCUGAUUCAUUCUUCACCACAAAUAGGAAACCACUCAUUUCCACAACCACUGCCACUACUACAACUGCCUCAAAGGUUAUUCGUGGAAGAAUCCCAUGGAACAGACUGUUUGGAGGCAAAGACAAAGAAGCAAUACUGGGCAGGCUAAGAAAGCCGAUAAUCACACGAAAAACCUCAACUACAGCUGGACCUACGACAGCAACCCCAACCCCGACUCCAACCACAACCCCAAUGGUUUUUCUUACUAGCCCGGCAAAUUCACUAAUUGAACCCAAGACUUCGUCCCCAUCCAGACACACAGGCAGUGAAGAGGGCUCAUUUGAUGAUGGCUAUAAUGAUUUGUCUUCUGGAGAUGUUGAGGUUACAACACCAGGACCAAGCAUUGGCCUUAUAACUACAACCAGUUCACCUUUUUACUCCAGAUCCUCAACCACUGCUGAAACACCCCCAGAAUCCCAGACCCUACCUUCUCCACCCACCAUUCGACCACCCUCAAUGGAAAACACAGAUGACGCAACGUUAUCAGGUUCAGGAGGUCUGCCUGAUAAUUGGUUUGGGAGCAGACAGAGACCUGAUGGGACAAGGAGACAGCAAGGAAGAAGAAGGAGGCCCUUUAGGGGCAGGAGGCCCUUCAAGAAACCUGCAACCACUAAGUCACAACCUACUACAACUGAGGCUUCAACUACAGAGAUAACAACUGUAGAAACUACAAUGGAGACAACCAGACUAACACAGAGAACUGUUUCACUCCAUAAUCCCCUGUACACACCAACUAGGAAAGAGGACAGAACUCUAGUGACUGUUUCCACCAACCAAAAGGAGGAAAAUGACUUAUAUGAGAAGUUAGACUGGGACACAUCUGGCAGUUUACCCAUCUACACUACAACAGAAACACCCUUAAUCCCCUCAUCUACAUUUACCCCAUCCACCCCAUCCACGCCAGCAACCACAAAAAGACCUGAUACAACAGCUUGGUCCAGAGACAACAGCAACAUCAGACCCCCAAUCAGGAGCGUUAUACCCACUGUGCAGAGCAGUGGUACCAAAAACAGUGCAGAUAAUGACCUUACCAGUGAUACAAUGAUCAUCCUGUCAAGUUCCAAUAUUCCUGGCUUUGAACCAACGACAAAGGUCAUGACAAGCAAGCCUAAGAUCACAGGGGGCAAUGCAGCGAGCUUCACCGUAUUAUCCAACUCUGAUGCUUUCCUCCCAUGUGAGGCAGUUGGGAACCCUGAGCCAGUAGUAACCUGGAGACGCCUGUCGUCAAGCACAGGUAAAAAAAACAAUAUCAUUAUGUUCAUCACUGGUGAAAAAGGUUGAAUGGGUGUACAGACAGGAUGUACAGUCAAGGAGAGGACAAAAAGCAGGGGGAGAAUCAUAUUUCCUCAUUAAUAAUAACAAUAAAUGCAAGUGACUUUUUUUAUAUGUCAAAACUGCAAGUGUAGAAACUGAAGAUAAACACUGGUUCCAAUCGUGGACUAUAUAUGUGCCAACGACCUCAACAAGCACUGAAAUAAGUGGGGAAAUACAGUCUUAAUAGCAGGACAGGACAUCUUUAACAAAGGCAGUACAGUGACAUGCUGAUUCAGACUUUGCAUGCAUAGUUCAAAUUGUUGAGUGAGGGGCUUCACAAAGUAAAUUCGCAAGAAACUGAUUGUAGCUCAAUCCCUGAAACAAGAAGUGGUGAUGUAUCUGAGGUCACAAAAUUGCCUGUCCUUAUGUGACUAUUCCACAUGGGCACAUCAAAGGUGCAAUGUUUAAAAUAAUUUUCUUCAUUUAUGAUUUGAUUAUAAAGUUUAUAAAAAAAGCAAUAUAGGACACAAGUUAAGAAGAGUCAAAAUUUUGCAAUUUUUUAAACUGAAUGUUUCAACAAUACUUUGUUCUUGUCUUCAGGAAACACCAUUGCCAUUUCAGGAAGAAUGGGAAAGUUUGAGGUGCUGACUAAUGGCACACUGUUGAUCCAGAAUACCAAUAUAAAAGAUCGUGGUCAGUACCUCUGCCUCGCUGAGAAUGACCAUGGAUCAGACAAACUCCUCGUCACCCUCUCUGUUGUGGCCUACCCUUCACGCAUCCUGGAACCAAAAUUGCGCGACAUAAAGUCUCAUGCAGGACACACUGUGGAGAUGAAAUGUAAAGCAGAGGGUCGGCCCACACCUGCAAUAUCAUGGAUCCUAGCCAACCGAACCCAGGUCAGGGGUGAAAAUACAGAGAAGGGAAGAGUGUCAGUAUCUUCUGAGGGAACUCUGGUCAUCGAACAGGUGUCUGUUUAUGACAGAGGACUUUACAAAUGCAUCGCCAGCAAUCCAGCUGGAGCUGACACUGCUACAGUCCGACUGCAGGUGGUGGCAGCACCCCCGGGCAUUAAGGAGGAUAAACGUCAGCAGCUAAAAGCUGAUGUUAGCCAAAACUUAUGGAUUCCCUGCACUGGCCAAGGCAGCCCACAUCCCACUGUGCACUGGGUCCUCAAUGACGGGACAUUAAUCCGAUUUAACCUACCUGCAAGAAACCCAAGGAUGUCUGUUUCUGCCAACGGAACCCUUCACAUUAAGGCUGUAACUCCGGCAGACGAUGGGAAAUAUGAAUGUAUUGCUACCAGCUCAACUGGCUCAGAGAGGAGGGUGGUAACUCUGAUAGUUGAAAAACAAGAAUCAGCCCCUAAAAUAGUGGCGAUAUCUCAGCGCGUGACUGAGUUGUUCUUUGGGGACAGGCUUCGGCUCGACUGUUCAGCUUCAGGGGACCCCAUACCCAGGAUCAUGUGGAGACUGCCGUCUAAAGCUGUGGUUGACCAGUGGCACAGGUAAAAUGCAGAGAGAAAAAGAUGGCAUUUACAGAUACAUAGAUUACUAAUAAAAGCUAAAAUAGGAAAAGACGUUCUUGAACUGUUGUUAGGGCCAUGCAGAACUUCAGUAGUUAGUUCUCAGUCACUAACUGUGUGUUUUUCAUGUUUUUCUCCAGAAUGGGCAGCAGGAUUCAGGUACAAGACAACGGUACCCUAAUCGUUAACACUGUUAGCGAUAAAGACGCAGGAGACUAUCUCUGUGUGGCAAGAAACAAUAUUGGAGAUGAUCUUCAACUCCUGAGAGUCAGUGUUACAAUGAAACCAGCCAAGAUAGAGCCCAAACUCUAUGAAAAGAAGCAGGUCCCCUAUGGUAAAGACUUGAAGGUUGACUGUAAAGCAUCAGGAGCACCAAAGCCAGAGAUCUCUUGGGGAUUACCGGAUGGAACAGUGGUUAACAGCGCUCUUCAGUCAGAUGCAAGCAGUGGAGGAGGACGAGCACGUCGCUACACAUUAUUUGACAAUGGGACUCUUUAUCUAAACCAGGUAUAUAGUUGCAUAUUACUAAACUUGUGUGACAUAAAUGCCUUUCAGAUUUCUAACAUCGCUUUGUUAUACUUCCACAGGUUGGUAUGUCAGAGGAAGGAGACUACACCUGCUAUGCUGAGAACCAGGGGGGCAAGGAUGAAAUGCAUGUCCAUAUCAGUGUGGUAAUGGCACCACCAAGGAUACGUACAUCCGGCCCAACUUAUGCCGUAGUGAUGCCUGGAGGAAACCUUCGCUUUGAUUGUGAAGCACUUGGGGAACCAAAACCCAAGAUCAUGUGGAUACUACCAUCCAAUGAUGUAAUUGCUGCAUCAAAUGAUCGAUACUUAAUGCAUGUUAAUGGCUCUCUGGAUAUAAGAGCUGUGAGGCUUAUCGAUGCGGGGGAGUAUGUUUGCAUUGCUCGAAACCUUGCUGGAGAAAAGAGAAAUGUCUACAAGCUUGAUAUAAAUGGCAAUCCACCAGUGAUCAAUGGUUUCCGACAGAAUAGGACCGUCAUCAAAGAUGUGGCUGCUAAAUUCUCCAGAAAAUUAAUAGACUGUAAGGCUGAGGGUAGUCCUGCUCCUAGUGUCACAUGGAUUAUGCCAGAUAACAUCUUUCUGAAAGCACCGUAUUUUGGCAGCCGGAUCAACGUUCACCAUAACGGGACACUGGAGUUUCGCAAUGUGCGGCCAACUGAUACAGCAGAGUUCAUUUGCGUGGCAAGAAAUGAUGGCGGAGAGGCUGUAAUGGUGGUACAGCUGGAGGUUACCAGUAUGCUACGAAGGCCGAUCUUCAAAAACCCCUUUAAUGAACGCAUCGUGUCUAUGUUUGGGAAAACAACAGUUCUGAACUGCUCUGCUGAUGGACGCCCAACCCCAGAAGUGACAUGGACUUUCCCAAAUGGCACACGAGUCACCGGUGAACACCAACACGACUCUCAACAUCGCAUAGACAAUGAUGGAACUUUGGUUAUCUACAACCCUCGCAAAGAGGAUGCUGGGAAGUACCGCUGUGGUGCCAAGAACUACCUGGGCUACAUAGAGAAACUAAUAGUUUUGGAUGUUGGUGAAAAGCCUUACAUUUUAACACGGCCGAGAGGCAUCAUACGCAGUAUGUCUGGAGAACCUCUUUUUCUUCACUGUUUAUCCGAUGGGAGUCCUAGGCCCAAAAUCUACUGGACCAUUCCUGGGGGCCACACUCUUACUAGGCCUCAAGUCCAUGGGCGCUACCAGUUACUAGAGAAUGGAACUUUAGUUGUUAAGGAUACUACUAUCCAUGACCGAGGAAGUUACAUCUGCAGGGCUCGGAAUGAUGCUGGGGAGGCUGUGCUGACUGUCCCUGUAAUUAUCAUUGCCUACCCACCAAGGAUCACAGUAGCUCCAUCUGCUAGUGUGAAGGCUAUAACUGGGAAACCUAUCCACCUGAACUGUGCUGCGGUUGGGAUCCCCAAACCAGAGAUCACCUGGCAGCUUCCUGAUCAUUCUGUCCUGACUGCUGCAGAACAGGGACGGCCCUCUGGUAGUGAACUACUCCAUCCUCAGGGCACACUUAUCAUCCAGAGGCCCACAGCCUCAGACUCUGGCACAUAUAAGUGCCUGGCAAAGAACAGCCUAGGCACAGACUUUAAAGUCACAUAUGUUCAUGUAUUGUGA